Messenger RNA from Naegleria fowleri, 5130 nucleotides. RefSeq lists its product as uncharacterized. The coding region runs from base 1 to 5130 and encodes 1709 amino acids. Gene Ontology annotation, molecular function: ATP hydrolysis activity; single-stranded DNA binding. Gene Ontology annotation, cellular component: condensed nuclear chromosome. Gene Ontology annotation, biological process: resolution of meiotic recombination intermediates. NCBI's taxonomy places the organism in Eukaryota, Heterolobosea, Eutetramitea, Acrasida, Naegleriidae. The record is from RefSeq and is a predicted model, not a curated record. The transcript has 4 exons.
AUGUAUGAACACAGCGUACGAGAUUACUACACUCAUCAUACUGAGAGGUUGAGGCUUCAGCUGGAGCGUGUCUGCUCCAUUCAUGAAAAUCCAUCUGUAAAUAAUGGUUUCGUUUCCAAGCUGGAAGAUAUGCGCUCCAAUCGUGAUUGGUCAAAAUUUCAUUUACAAGAAACUUCAACCUUACAUCAAAAAGAUAUGAAUUCUAUCCAAUAUACCGACUUGCUCACGUUCAUCCAAGACAACAGAAUGGAUAACUUUAGGGAGUUAUGGCCAGCACAAGAAACAGCAAAAGAGUUGCAAGAGUGCAUGGAGCAUUUAGGUGAGAGUAAUUGGGAAAUACAUUAUUCAAUAGACAAAUAUGAGGACUAUUUGGAUGUAUUUUCUUAUGACGAAAGACCAGACGAAAACAUUUAUAGUGAUAUCCAACUUGAAGAUGUCUUAUUGGACUUUGAGAACCUUAACUCCGCGCUACUGUUUUUCUCAAAGGAAAUUUUGCCCAAUUUUGAUGUUGAACAUCAUUCAACCUUUAGAAAAGAUCUAUUACAUGAGGUUUGUGCCAAACCAUCAACAGACUCUGUUGUUAACGAGAUGGAACAAAUGUGUAAUGCCUACCCAAAAGUUUCUCAAGGUGAGUCCCUCAUUAACGAGCCCAAGAACUCCUAUCGGACAGGAUACACGCUUGUACAACUAUUCCACUCCUCUUUUGACAAUAUCGUGGACGUAUUUUCAAACCUUGAAGACACUUUCUCUGAUAUAUUACUGCUCAUCAAUGAUGAACAUUCAGAAUUAGACUCUUCAUUAUACUCCGUUGUAGAUAUUGCUGAUAAGAAUACUCUCGAGUUUGAUAUUGAAUCCAAAUCUGAGUCAUACCUUCUUUUACAGUGCCGUCCUUACAAGGAUUACCUUAAGAUAGAAAUGAGCGCUCAUUCGACUGUCUUGAAAUCAACUGACAUCAAUUCUCUUUUAUCAUUUGAAGAAGAAUAUAGCCAUGAGCAAAUAAGUUCAGCAGUGCACGAAAUUGUCAACACUGUUGAUAGUACAGACAUUCUAGAGGAGAUUUCACCAAACGUUUUUAUUACAGAGCUUCAGACAAUUGCAAUUUCAAAGACACAGGAGCAAAUAUACGUGCAAGAGUUUUGGUGUCUAGAUUCCAAAGACAAAGAAAUUAAUAAUGCACGCAACAAUAUCCAUUUCAUUGACACAAUUAUUAAUACAGACGACGUGAAGACCAUUCCAAACCCUCUCACAGAAGUUACACUUUCAAAAUGUGACAAUAUUAUUCCCAUUGAGAGGAUAGCAAAACCGAAACCCACAACAAAUAUAGAGAUUACUCUACCUAGCAUGUGGCUUUCAGAUAAGAUUUACUUAUUCAGAAAGGAAAUUGACAAGGAAGGCUACACUGAAAUAUUGCCCACUAGAGAAGAUGUGAGCUUCCAAACAUUCGAACAUUUUGCAACAGAGGAGCAAUAUUGUCCAAACGUGCAAGAUAUUUAUUUGAAUGUGCCAAACCAUUUGAAGCCAUCAUCGAAGACAAGAGUAAGAUCUGAAAAGUUGGACAAGGCUCUGUUUAAUCUGGAAAUUCGUGAGAAAGAUUAUGAAAACAUGGAUAUCUUGUUCAUUCAGGAAAUGUUCAAGCAAACAUCAUUAUACGCAAAUACAGUUUCCCACUACAAAGAUGAUGGAAGAGGCGCUCUAUAUCAAUAUGAAUCUUUAUUGGAAAAUUUACUUUCUAUCGAGGAGUUCCAAGAGCAUGGAAAGCCCAACACGCACAUUCUACAAACUAAAGCUGGAACAAAAAAUCACUCCAAACUUGAGGAGCUUGUAGAGGAAAACUUGGAGAGCUUUAUGAUCCAAAAAAAAGCACACACUUAUUCUACCACACAGCAGCUGACAUCAACUCUUGAAAAAUCUACAAUCGAUACAAAUAAGGAAAACAAUCUAUUUAUACCGGACGACAUUAGAGUUUCAAAAGAGGCCAUUGACAUUGUCACAGACAUUCAAAAUCAAAAUUCAUUGCUGGUGCUGCCUGCUAUAACGUUGAGAUCAGUAAUUGGGCUAUUACUUUUACAAAAACUCAAGAAAUGUAGCUCAAGUUCCAAUUUUAUUAUCAUUGAUAGCAAUGAAAAGCGCUUGGAGGAAGAUUUUAAGUUUUAUUCUUCAUAUCUUUCGAAUCACACCAGAAAUCUAAUCAUGGUGACGAAAGAAAAUUUUACAUUUCAACUUGUCAAAAUUAACACAAAUUGCAAGUUGAUAUUUUUAUCCUCCCACAUAGUCGACAAUUUUUUGCAACGUUUUGAAAACGUGAUAUCUAAUUGUAGUUUCAUUUUUUAUCAAGAUUCUAUAGUUGCCAAUUUGAUAGAAAGAAAUAUUCCAUCUGCAGCACAAGUCUCAAUUUGCAAAGUACUGGAAAAUGUUUACGCAAUUUCAAAGAAAACUGUACAUUCUAUUAUUGCCUCAUUUAUUCCCGCUCGAAGCGUUGGUGAACUCAUUAGUUUGUUGGAUGCAAUAAUCUCAAAGAGAAUAAUUGUCAAAAGAAAGAACAUCACUUCUUUUCAUAAAGAGUUGGUUGUCGAAUUGGAUGGACCGAUAUCAAAGUUUCUAUGUGAUCUCACCAAGAUUGGUGACUUUACAAUGAGCGGAGUUUCAGGUGUAAAAGGAUAUGAUUUUGACACAAUGAAAUUCGUGGAGGUAGAUUCAGACUAUAUCAAGCACAUAGUAGAGGAUUUUGGAGCUAGCUUAAAAGUUGUAAUGGCUUCCAAUGAUCAAAGGCGGAUCAGUGAAACGAAGUCUGUCUUCAAGAGGCUUGUUUGCCUUCAUACUUUAAAAUACUUAUAUGAGGUUAUUUUGGAUGGUGGCAUCUCGGUAGGACUGUCAUUUCUUGAAAAGAUUAAACAAAGUGACACAUACAACACUGUGUUGGAGGGAUCAAUUUCAGAUAUAUUCAUUCGCCUCAAAGAUUUACAAGAAAAUUGUUCUCAGCACGAAUUGGACUCCUAUAUAGACAAAUUCAAAGUUAUUGAAGAUAAUAUCCUACAAACAUUAACCACUAACAGCAACAUGAAAAUUUUGUUUGUUACAAAGCACAACAAAGUGUUGACUUUACUGCGUGAGCACCUGCAACGAAAGUUUAGUGCUUCCCAUCAGAUCAAAUAUUUCACCUUAAUAGUUGGAGAAAAGGAUAUGAUAUUUAUGCGUGAUGCUACCUUAAAUGAAGAAGAACCAAAGCAAGGAUUUUCGGAAGUUUUGAAUUUUAAUUCAACGCAAUUUCACUUUGCCACUUACACCAUGCUGGAAAGGAUAAAGGAACAGAGAUCGUUCGAAGCAUUUUCUGGUUUUUUAUCAAUAGUUCAAGUGGAGCCAGGUAUUUUACCACUAGCUCUUUACUCAUUGAUAUCAAGAUGUAUGGUUGAGAGUUGGGUUAUUAAUAAUGUAUUACCUUCUGUAACAGUUCCUCAAGAUCUUUUUAAAUGUGCUUAUUUUGUAGAUACAUGGAGUUUAGGGUUGCAAAGAAUACUUCAAACUGACUCUUCAACUAUGGAUAUGGAGGAUUUAAUGUCUGUACCUCUUAGAGAUAAGGACAUCUCAUUACUUCCAGAUUCAGAUUUGAAUAUGAUUGCUAAUAAUUAUCUAAGAGACAUGAAAACAACGAGGAAAUCAAUUAUUAAGAUAAUUGCUACUGAGAAAUGCAUUCAAAAUAGCGAACUUAUUGCAGAACUAGAGUCAAGAUUUUUAGUUUCUGUUGUGGAGAGAGAUUUUGUCAAUCAUGCUCCAGCUGACAUGCUCAUCAAUGACAGACAUUGUGUUCUUAUUGCGUCACCUGAAAGUUUAGAUACAGAGGACACAAUACGAGAGGAAACUAUCAAUUUAUUUUCCAAAGUGCUUCAUUUAUCUCAUCAAUUUUCUUAUUGUUGGAUCAUUAUAGAAAAGUACAUUGAUAAUUAUGAAAACUCAUUAGGAGAAAUAGACUCUAUGACAUAUUUAGCAUCCUCUUUAUUGUCUUUCACAAAAUCGUUGAGUAGAAUUGAGGUGAAUGUCAAAAUGAGUUAUAGCAUGGACCAAACAGCAGAAAUCAUUAGUGUUAUAUGCAGCGAUGUUAAGGACCAAACAAAGACGUUGAACAAGGACAUACUAUGGAUUCGAGAACAUGAGACUGAUCACGAGUCAUUCUUAAUGCAAUUUCCGUUUAUUAACUGUUAUUCAGCCCAAGUGAUUCUUCAAAAUUACACCUUGAAGCAAAUAGCCAGCUUUAGAAACUUCGACGAGUUUGCUUUUCAUUUAGGAAACAUGGUUGCUGAGCCAAUUUUGAGCAAUUUCUAUCAGUGCUUUAACGAAAUUUUUGAUGGGCAUGAUGAGAAUGCCAACAUGGCAACAGCCACGGAUGAUGAGGAAUUCAUUCAGACUUCGCAAGUACUGAUCAAUCAAGGGUCAAGCCAUGUUGAUCAUUCUUUCUACAUUAACAACCAGCCAAUGUUUCAUCAAGACAACUGUCUGGGUCAGCAUCAGCCAUUCCUUACACCAUCUGAUUCGUAUUUUUCUUAUCCAUUCAUGUUUGGAAGAAAUGAACAAAAUGAUCAGUCAAGUUUGCUUUCAAAUUCGUUACUCCACUACAACAGUUCAUAUGAAGAACCACCGCUCAAAAAGACCAAGGCAUCAAUACAUUUUCCCUUAAAUAAGCAGACCUACAGAUAUCACGCCGAAGAAACCAUAAACCCAUCAAUUCCCCCUCCAUCUCCCCUCUUUCAACAACAACAGACAGUAUUUGAAUCAAAUAUGAAUUCCUUUAAAAAUCUAGCCCAUGUGAAAUCAUUCAAACCCAACAACCUUUUCCAAAGCAGCGGAAUGUGGCCAAAUCCAGUGAUGCAAGCCACAACCGUAAGAAGUGACUAUCAAUUUUUGAAUGAAUCAAGUGUUCCUUUUAACUGUAAUUCAAAAAAGAUUCAAACACCACGUCCAAAUCAAAGUAUUUCCAACCACAGUUUUAAAUUUAUUCACGAACAAGGUGCAAUAGCACCACGACAAGAACAGACUGUUCUUCUUGGACCUCAUGGAACAUACAAUAAGAUGCCAAAAAGUCAUUUCAAUACAACCAUGAGCAGCACUCCAACCUCUCAUUUUCGAAAUUAUUUCUGA